CAGACACACUAAGAUGAGUGGGAGCACCGCAUGAACUUGUGGAAUAUAAUUUUUUGUUUUAAGUCAAUACGAAAUUGUUGCAAUGGCAGACAGUAACGGUCCCCCUCUAUCGUCCUUCAUCAUGGAUGAAGAAACUCUGAAGAGAAAACAGAAGGAGAAGUUAAAGAAACUGAUGGCCACUGGCGGCAAUCCGAGGCCUACUCGCUCUCUCCUCUUCUUGACACUCAGGAAUCCCUUUCGUCGGGCUUGCAUCAGUAUUGUGGAAUGGAAACCUUUUGAAAUAAUUAUUCUUUUGGCCAUUUUUGCCAACUGUGUGGCCCUCGCUGUGUAUUUACCCAUGCCUGAGGAAGACAGCAACAUCACCAACAGCAAUCUGGAAAGCCUGGAAUACAUUUUCCUCCUCAUCUUCUCUGUGGAAUGUUUCCUGAAGAUAAUUGCCUAUGGAUUUCUUUUUCAUGCCGAUGCGUACUUAAGAAACUGCUGGAAUAUUUUAGACUUUGUUUGUGUAUCAGUUGGACUCUUUACUGUUGCUGUGGAUGCUAUUAAUCACAUCAGUGGAGUAGAGCCUGUAGUCGGAGAAAAAGGGGGUGGUUUUGAUAUGAAAGCUCUGAGGGCUUUCAGAGUCCUUCGACCACUGAGGCUUGUGUCUGGAGUCCCAAGUCUGCAAGUUGUCAUGAAUUCCAUCCUGAAGUCCAUGCUGCCCUUGUUCCACAUAACUCUACUGGUCUUUUUUAUGGUUACCAUCUACUCGAUAAUGGCUCUUGAGCUAUUCAAAUGUAAAAUGCAUAAAACUUGCUACUACACAGGCACCGACAUCAUUGCUACGGUGGAGAAUGAAAAGCCUGCCCCAUGCGCCCAGGCAGGGAAUGGGCGCCGUUGCACCAUCAACGGCACAGAGUGUCGGGCCGGCUGGCCUGGUCCAAACCACGGCAUCACUCACUUUGACAACUUGGGAUUUUCCAUGUUGACAGUGUACCAAUGUAUUACUACACAAGGGUGGACUGAUGUCCUAUACUGGGUGAAUGAUGCGAUUGGAAUGGAAUGGCCCUGGAUCUUUUUCACCACACUCAUCCUGGUCGGUUCCUACUUUGUGCUCAACCUGGUUCUUGGUGUACUUAGUGGUGAGUUCACCAAAGAACGAGAGAAGGCCAAGUCCCGAGGUGAGUUUCAGAAGCUGAGAGAGACCCAGCAGCUGGAUGAAGACCUCAAGGGUUACAUCGAGUGGAUCACCCAAGCUGAAGUCAUAGAUAAUGACCAUGAAGGGCAGAGUUUGCUUCCCACCGAAAAUGGAGGAUCUCAGGCAGGAAGUGUUGGAAAAAUGGACACAAUGCAGUUAAUAUUGUAUUACUAUAAACUGGCUCGCAAGUGGAACCGCUGGUUACGCCGUAAAUGCCGGGCGUACAUUAAAUCCAAACUUUUCUACUGGUGGGUGAUUAUGCUGGUCUUCUUCAAUACGCUAGCUAUUGCAACAGAACACCACAAGCAGUCUGAAAGGCUCUCAAACUGGCAAGACACUGCCAAUAAUCUACUGCUGUUCAUGUUUUCCCUGGAGAUGUUUAUGAAGAUGUACGCUCUUGGCUUGUCUUCGUACUUCAUGUCACUCUUCAAUCGUUUUGACUGCUUCGUGGUGUCCACUGGCAUUAUGGAACUCAUCCUUGUACAAAUGAACAUUAUGUCGGUCAUGGGCAUCUCAGUGCUGCGCUGCAUACGCCUGCUGCGCUUGCUCAAAGUCACCAGAUACUGGACCUCUCUCAGUAAUCUGGUGGCUUCCCUCUUGAACUCAGUCCGUUCCAUUGCCUGCUUGCUGCUGCUGCUCUUCCUCUUUAUUGUUAUCUUUUCACUGCUGGGUAUGCAGGUGUUUGGAGGAAAGUUCAACUUUUCCAACCAACCGAAACCGCGCAGCACUUUUGAUAGCUUCCCUCAAGCCCUGAUAACCGUUUUCCAGAUUCUUACAGGAGAGGAUUGGAAUACUGUCAUGUAUGAUGGAAUAAUGGCACAUGGAGGACCCACUAUGCCCGGAAUUCUCGUCAGCAUCUACUUCAUCAUCCUGUUUGUCUGUGGAAAUUUCAUUCUUUUAAAUGUCUUCCUGGCCAUUGCAGUUGAUAAUUUGGCUGAGGCGGAGUCUUUAACUUUGGCACAGAAGGAGAAAGCAGAGGAUAAGAAGCGAAAGAAAGCGCUCAGGGCCAACUUUCCCAGCAAGACUUCCGAGGAAAAAGCUAAUCUUGCAAAGAAGUUAGCUGAGCAGAGAGCCAAGGGUGUUGAGGGCAUCCCCACGACUGCUAAGCUCAAAAUUGACGAGUUUGAGUCAAAUGUGAACGAAAUUAAAGACCCCUUCCCUCCAGCUGAUUUUCCUGGUGAUGAUGAAGAAGAGGACCCUGAGAUCCCAGACAGCCCGAGACCUCGUCCAAUGGCUGAUCUUCAGUUAAAGGAAGAAGCGGUACCUAUGCCAGAAGCCAGUUCAUUUUUCAUCUUUGGACCACAAAACAAGUUCCGGAAACUGUGCCAUCGCAUCAUAAAUGCAACCACAUUCACCAACAUCAUCCUGCUUUUCAUCCUGCUGUCAUCCGUUUCCUUAGCAGCCGAGGAUCCGAUCGACCCAAUGUCCUUCAGGAACCAGGUGUUGGCAUAUGCUGAUAUAGUCUUCACUUCAGUGUUUACUGCAGAGAUUGUACUCAAGAUGACAACGUAUGGUGCCUUUCUUCACAAAGGGUCUUUCUGCAGAAACUCUUUUAACAUUUUGGAUCUACUAGUUGUCAGUGUAUCGUUGCUCUCGAUGGGAAUGGAAUCCAGUGCCAUCUCAGUGGUUAAGAUUCUCAGGGUGCUGAGGGUACUUCGACCGCUAAGGGCCAUCAAUCGAGCAAAGGGCCUCAAGCACGUGGUCCAGUGUGUGUUUGUUGCUGUCAAGACCAUUGGAAACAUUGUGCUGGUUACCAUGCUACUUGACUUCAUGUUUGCCUGUAUUGGGGUUCAGCUUUUCAAGGGGAAGUUCUAUUCCUGCACAGACCCAGACAAAAUGACUGAGGAAGAAUGCAGAGGUUGGUAUAUAAAGUAUCAGGAAGGAGCACUUCAUGAGAUGGAGGCCCGUCAGAGGGAAUGGACCAACUCAGAACUAAAUUUUGAUAACAUCUUCAAUGGCAUGCUGGCGCUCUUCACCAUUUCGACAUUUGAAGGAUGGCCAAAGAUCCUUUACAAAGCCAUUGAUUCAAAUGUAGAGGAUCAAGGGCCAGUGUACAACAACAGAGUUGCCAUCUCAAUUUUCUUUAUCAUCUACCUCAUCCUGAUUGCCUUUUUCAUGAUGAAUAUAUUUGUGGGAUUCGUCAUCGUUACCUUCCAAGAACAAGGAGAGCAAGAGUAUAAAAACUGUGAGCUCGACAAAAAUCAGCGCCAAUGUGUGCAGUACGCUCUCAAGGCCCGGCCACUACGGUGUUAUAUUCCCAAGAACCCUUUCCAAUAUCAAGUGUGGUACAUUGUCACCUCCUGCUACUUUGAAUACCUGAUGUUCCUUCUUAUCAUGCUCAACACCAUGUGCCUGGGAAUGCAGCACUGUGACCAGUCAGAACAUGUGAAACACCUAUCUGGCAUGCUGAACGUAAUUUUUACUGUGCUGUUUACUGUGGAGAUGAUUCUGAAACUGAUGGCCUUCAAAGCUAAGGGUUACUUUGGAGACCCCUGGAAUGUUUUUGACUUUGUCAUCGUCAUUGGAAGUGUAAUAGACGUGAUUCUGAGUGAAAUUGAUGCGGCGCUGGUGUCCUCUGGAGGGCUUUACUGUCUCCAAGGCUGCGAUGAAGCUGAUCCUAUGCAAGCAAUUGCGUCUGCGGAGAAUAUGAGUGUGUCAAUCACAUUCUUCAGACUGUUUCGUGUUAUGCGUCUGGUGAAACUUUUGAAUCGAUCUGAAGGAAUAAGGAAUCUGCUAUGGACCUUCAUAAAAUCCCUUCAGGCUCUUCCCUAUGUGGCCCUGCUCAUUCUAAUGCUGUUCUUUAUAUAUGCUGUUGUUGGAAUGCAGAUAUUUGGUAAAAUUGCUUUGGUUGAUGGGACGUACAUCAACAGAAACAACAACUUCCAGACAUUUCCACAGUCGGUUUUGCUGUUAUUCAGAUGUGCAACUGGUGAAGCAUGGCAUGAAGUGAUGCUCGCAAGUAUGUAUGGAAAGAAAUGUGACGCCAAAUCAGAUUUCCUUCCUGGAGAAGAGUUCACCUGUGGAUCCAACUUUGCCAUCAUUUACUUUCUGAGUUUCUACAUGCUCUGUGCUUUUCUGAUCAUAAACCUGUUUGUCGCUGUCAUUAUGGAUAACUUUGACUAUCUGACGCGUGAUUGGUCCAUUCUGGGCCCCCAGCACUUGGAUGAAUUCAAAAAAAUAUGGGCAGAGUAUGAUCCAGAGGCCACGGGGCGUAUUAAGCAUCUGGAUGUAGUGACACUUCUACGGCGAAUUCCCCCACCUUUGGGCUUCGGCAAGUUUUGUCCCCAUCGUAUUGCCUGCAAGAGGCUGGUCUCCAUGAACAUGCCUCUCAACAGUGAUGGAACAGUCACCUUCAACGCGACACUGUUUGCUUUGGUUAGAACUGCACUGAAAAUAAAGACAGAAGGAAAUUUUGAACAAGCCAACGAGGAGUUGCGAGCAAUUAUUAAGAAAAUCUGGAAGCGUACCAGUAUGAAACUGCUGGACCAAGUCAUUCCAUCAAUAGGAGAUGAUGAGGUGACUGUGGGAAAAUUCUAUGCAACAUUCUUAAUCCAGGAUUAUUUCAGGAAAAUGAAAAAAAGACAAGAGGAAUACUAUGGUUACCGUCCGACAAAGAAAAAUGCAACAAAUGAGAUACAGGCAGGACUUCGAAAUAUUGAAGAGGAGGCCGCUUCAGAGCUCCAUCGGACCAUCUCUGGCGAUCUACUAAAUGAGGAUGACCUGGACAGAGUUACUGAUGAAGCUGUCGAAGAAAUCUUCAGGAGGCAGGGCAGUCUUUUUGGGAACCAUUCAGAUCCCUUUGCUAUAGACAGUGAUCUAACCAGUGGCAACCAGGCUGCAAGUCAACGGCCACUGCAAAUGGCAGAGGGAAUCAUAAACAACACUAAAGAUACAGCUCGGAGAAAUGACCCACAUUCAGCAAAUUAAAAAGCAUGUAUUUUAAGAAGAAAACUGAAGUUGUUGCAAGGACAGCCUUUGUGUGGAUACAACAGUGCACCGCUUUAUUACUGGUCUACAAGUACAAAGUUUUGAGAAUUUGAAAAAUGCAUUUCCACGGGCAGUUUGAAUCCUCGAGUGAUGAUCACUGUGACUUAACUUAAAAGUCGCCUUUGUGCUCAACGUGAACACAUACACAGUACAUCUGUCAGUCUGUUUUAUACAUACUCCUUAGAGCCACAAGUGAACAAACCUCUCAGCUGUGAGUCAGUAGAAAUGCAAGGUUGGUGUAGGAUUAUGGACCCAAGAACAUGGAAGCAGGAAUGCAAAUCAGGAGCGCACUCGAAUUUUUGGAAAUGCCAAACUAAGAAAACAAGGCACGAUGAAAUGAUCAAGUUAAGACAAAUUGAAGUCAAUAUAACAAACAGUAAGAUUAAACUCGCCAGGACAUGAAGACAGUAUAAGUCACAUGGACUACAAAAUGGAGAUAAAGCAAAUGAUCCAACCAUGACAGAAUGCCUCCUUUCUGGGAACGAAAUAGAAAAGUGACAAGACAAUGAGGAACACCCUGACAAGACACAAGUGACUAAGAGAGUUGUCAACCCAAAAUGUUGAAAGAGCCAAGUUGGACCAAAAAACAAAUCUGUCUGGAGACGCAAAAAAUUAAAAGCCUUACAUAAGCCUUAUAAUGAAUGCAACACAUGCUGUAUGUAUCGAUAUUAGCAAUAUUAGCCUACUAUCAAAAGGACUACGUUGGCUACAAAUACCGCAUAAGCCUUCAUUAUUAAUUUUUUCCUCUGCAGUGUAUCCUGUAGAGCAGGAGGACCCAACCUUUUUCGACAGACGAUCUACUUUUCGAUCAACCAACCUCCCGCGAUUGACCCAUUACCGCACACACCGCAACUGCCAUAACAGCCGCUAAGAUGAACGAGGCACAGGGCGGACUUUUGUAGCGUGUUAAUGAUCGUAGCUCACGUGUACCAUUGAAAAAGGCUUCUCUCGGCCCUCCGGGUUCCCAUUCUUUGCAAGUACCUCGGUGAAUUGUACAUGAAAUACAGUUUUUUUUUUUUAACAAUAGCUAUCUACCUGGCAUCCUAUCCUACUAAUAGAAACAUGUGUCGCAGUCUUUGACGCAAAUCCUCGUUGACAGAAAUGUGAUAUUUAUUUGAAAAAUUUUCACAGCAUUGGAAAACGUUAAGAAUGUUUGUGUCAUGUUUGUCCUCCUACAGAAACCAUAUUAAAACAAAAACAAAAUACAUUUCCCUCCUCCAUCUUUUUACAUGUUCAAACAUUUUUGAAAAAGCUCCAGGGAGUUACUAGCAUGCGGCUCUGGAGCCGUGGGUUACUGACUAGGUUGAAAAGCACAGGUGGAAACAAAAAGACCUAACAUACAGGGAAAGACUUGAAUCACACGAAAACACAUUACAUGAAACAAAACCAAAUGUAAAUCUAACCAAAGACAGAGAUCAUGACUGCAUUCAGUGCAUUUGGAAAGUACUCAUGGUGCG
Hippocampus zosterae (dwarf seahorse) is the source of this 6621-nucleotide messenger RNA. RefSeq names its product dihydropyridine-sensitive L-type skeletal muscle calcium channel subunit alpha-1-like. The record is from RefSeq and is a predicted model, not a curated record. Gene Ontology annotation, biological process: calcium ion import across plasma membrane. Bases 83 to 5104 code for a protein of 1673 amino acids. Gene Ontology annotation, cellular component: membrane; voltage-gated calcium channel complex. NCBI's taxonomy places the organism in Eukaryota, Metazoa, Chordata, Actinopteri, Syngnathiformes, Syngnathidae. Gene Ontology annotation, molecular function: calcium ion binding; high voltage-gated calcium channel activity. The transcript is spliced from 42 exons.